Messenger RNA from Lutzomyia longipalpis, 531 nucleotides. It is a transcript of the gene ATPsynCF6, whose product is annotated as ATP synthase-coupling factor 6, mitochondrial. Gene Ontology annotation, molecular function: proton transmembrane transporter activity. NCBI's taxonomy places the organism in Eukaryota, Metazoa, Arthropoda, Insecta, Diptera, Psychodidae. The coding region runs from base 160 to 474 and encodes 104 amino acids. The record is from RefSeq and is a predicted model, not a curated record. The transcript has 3 exons. Gene Ontology annotation, biological process: proton motive force-driven ATP synthesis.
UCUUUAGUUUCACGUAAUUAAAACGGAAAAGAAACGUUUCAUCCUUUGAUGUUUUUUUGGGAGAGGUUAGAAAAAAAUUCUAGAAGCAGCAGAAAAAUUGUUUUUAUCCAAUUUCACUAACUUUCUUUCGCCCGAAAUCUUCAGUAAAUUGCAAGAAAGAUGCUUACCAAGGGAUUCACUGAGGUUGUCCGCAAAGGAGGAUUCCUCACGAGGAAUUUCGGUGUGUGCGCUCCGGUAGCACAAAAAGUUACGGAUCCCAUUCAGGCGUUAUUCGUGAAGAAGAUUCAAGAGUAUAAAUCCAAGGAGAGCGGUGGUAAGCUCGUGGAUGCCACACCAGAAGUUGAGAAGGACCUCAAGACGGAACUUGAGAGAGUUGCCAAGCAAUACGGAGGUGGAUCAGGUGUGGACAUGACUAAAUUUCCGGAAUUCAAGUUUUCAGCCCCCACUGUGGAUCCAAUUAAUACAACCAAUUAGUGUACAUUAUACAUAAAAUAUGGAAAUAAAAUUAUGCUCCUGAAUUAGAAAACAUAA